AUGCCGCAGCGUUCUAGGCGCGAGGGUAAUCUUCGCAUUCGUCGCGGACGAGGUCGCGGACGAGGAGCUAAGAACCCUCGACCGCAUAGGAGAUUAGGAGGCAGGGUUCCAUGUUGUGGGAGUAUGGCUCAGAUCAAUGGGGAGUGGGCCUCUUGGGAGUCACUAUCGGUCACACUCUCUGGUCUGCCUACAGACAUCGACACCUUUACGGUGUGGAAAUCUUUCUCUGCUCAUGGAACAGUCGACUACAUUGAGUUGUUCGAAGAUGCUAGAGGAAGAAGAGAAAGAAGAGGGAUUGUCCGGUAUAGGCCGCCACCUCAAGAGCCAUUUUGGCUACGGCCUUACCGUCUAGAACUUAGGAACGGUGAAGUUGCCAGUUUGAUUAUCCAUUUAGAUAUGCAGAGACCCGCUUUGUGGAUCAACAGCCCUAUUCAACCAGGGGUGAGGUAUCCCACUGCGACUGAGCUGCCAGCAAUGUGGGUAGCAUUUGGAACCAUGUUAGGGGAAAAGUCCUUCCUCCCUCUACGAACAUUUGAUGUAAGAGGGAACAAGGGUAUUCAUCUUGUGGUCGAUGUCUCAUGCCGGGAUCUGAGCAUAUAUAUUCAUGUCCCAAUACUCUCCGCAACUCAUAACCUCGGACCAAGUUUCUUCCGUUUUCGCGUUCCAUUUUUCCUGUUAUCUACUAUCCUAAAAGAAGAGCAGCCGGAGGGGUUCUCUCUGGUGAUCCCUCUGAAUUCGCCAGCAAGAUGUCAUCGACAGGCUAAAAUCUUGACCGAUGCACACUUCCCGCCUGGUGAAAAUGCCUGGAACUCAAAGGAUACAUGGUACCGCCAAACCGAUAUCGUACAUUAUCCCGAGAACCGCGCUUUUUCGUGCCCACCAACUUGCGCAAACGAAAUUCUUAUAUUAACUUUGUAUGCUGUACGUGACGGCAACAAGCUGGACAUUAUUACCAAUAUUUUCAAGGAUUUCAAUAUCAAUUUCCAAGCGACAGACGGCUUUGAAGUUAUUAAAAAAGUGCGAACCUAUCCCUACCCUUUGGCAGACAAUGAAUAUACUCCGCUUGAAUUCGCUGUUAGGUAUUAUUUGGAGGUGUGCAUAUCUUAUCGGUACCUCAAUGAAUACGCGAUCAAAAAAAAGUUUGUCGAUGAGCUGGCUAGGAUCGGAGAAAGGAAGGCCAUAUACCUUCUCGGAUACGUUUAUUCGAACAAGAUUGCAUAUUAUGAUCCCAUGGAUAUAUUCAACAUUCGAGUCCCCAAUUUUUCUGAUAGAGCAAAUAAUACCAGGACACCAGUAGGUUACUAUUAUAUGAGAUCCGCUGAAGUUACUCCCUCCACUAUUUAUUACAAACCUCCUUCCAUCGAUACCGGAAACCGUAUCUUCCGGCGCUAUCUGGAAUACGCUGACCGCUUCCUCCGUGUCCGGUUCACAGAUGAGAAAAAUAUGGGCAAAAUAUUCCCCUACAGCAAUGCUAACAUCGUGUGUAUGAAUGAGGUCUAUACGCGGGUAACGCUCACUAUGAAGAACGGAAUCACAAUCGGAGACCGCUGCUAUGAGUUCCUCGCAUUUAGCAAUGCCCAAUUGAGGGAGCAUGCGGCGUAUUUUUUUGCUUCCCUGCCACAUUUAACAGCUGCGAACAUCCGUGCACAGCUGGGAAAAUUUAAUCCGAUAAGAAAUGUAGCCAAGCAUGCAGCGCGCGUAGGACAAUGUUUUUCUUCAACCCGCGCACUAACUGGGUGUCCAGUACAAAUAGUGGAAAUUGACGAUAUUGAGAGAAAUGGUUACACCUUCUCAGAUGGUGUUGGCUUGAUAUCAAAGUUUUUGGCCCAGAUGAUCCAAAGCGAAUUUGCUAUUGAAACUCUGUCAGGAGAACCACCGUCGGUCUUCCAAUUCCGCCUUGGGGGUUGCAAAGCCCCACACAAUGGCCUUGAAAUAAUUCGGCAUUCCAGUUUCUGUUUUGCGUCUCUCAACCGCCAGCUUAUUAUUGUUUUGUCUUCCCUAGGAAUUCCUGAUGAAAUGUUUGUCAAGAAACUCCAGGCCAUGCUGGAAAAUUUGGAGCUGGCAAUGACCAGCCAGGAGCAGGCUAUUGAUUUGCUGCAAACUUACGUCGAUCCUAACCAAAUGACGUUGGUUCUCGCGGAUAUGGUACUGGACGGGUUUCAACAAUCCCAGGACCCUUUUGUCACAUCGCUCCUUGAGUUGUGGCGUGUGUGGCAGAUCAAAUAUCUCAAGGAGAAGGCAAAAAUUGCCAUGAUAAGGGGGCCUUUUUGCUUGGCUGUCUUGAUGAGACUGGAUCCCUCAAGGGGAGGCGGCGCAACGUACGAGCAAAAGUUGGAUUGUCUUCCUGAAAUAUUUGUUCAGAUUUCGCGGCAUAGUGAAGGUACAUAUGAAGUAAUCGAAGGCCUUUGCAUUCUUGCGCGAAAUCCAUCGUUGCACCCAGGAGACAUACGUGUUGUCAAGGCUGUCGAUAUCCCAGGACUACACCAUCUCAAAGACGUUGUUGUGCUACCCCAGACUGGGGAUCGAGACAUUGCAAGUAUGUGUUCUGGAGGUGAUCUGGAUGGUGAUGACUACGUUGUCAUCUGGGACCAGGAUUUGCUGCCGAAGGACUGGUUUGAGGAACCAAUGGACUAUUCUGCGCCCAAGUCAAAAGUUCUGGAUAGGGAUGUCACUGUUGAUGAUAUCAUCAAGUUCUUUGUGAGCUAUAUGCAAAAUGACCGCCUUCCUCAAAUUGCCCUUGCACAUCUCACGAUAGCCGAUUAUUCAGAUGAUGGUGUCCAGGACGAGAAAUGCCUUCGACUCGCAACCCUGCAUUCCGCAGCCGUCGAUUACAACAAGUCGGGAAUACCCGUUCGUAUGAACCAGGACCUUAGACCCAAAAAGUGGCCACAUUUCAUGGAAAGAAAGUUUGCAAUGAAAGACUCGCAGUAUACAUCUCGGAAAAUUCUGGGUCAACUGUAUGAUAUUGCGGGUGGUGUAUACCUCAAUUUACAAUCCCACUCUGCUAAAGGAAGAUUGCCAUUCGACCAGCGGAUUUUAAACGCAAAUUUUGAGAUUGAUGAGAAACUAUUAAGCUUCGCAAAAGAGCUCAAGGGGGAAUACGACGCUGACCUGCGGCGGAUCAUGGCACAACAUGAGAUCCAGAGUGAAGAUUACAAAUUCCAUGAAGAAAUAGGUCGGAUAUCGUCUGCACUGCGUCAAAAGUUCCGCAUGCUUUGUCACGAAAAAGCUGGAGGAAAGGACUUCAAAUCUCUAGCACCGCUUGCCAUAGCUAUGUAUCGGGUGACUAGCGAACAAAUGGAAAAAGCUAAGGCAGCAGCACAUUCCCACUGCACUCCAGGAGAGGAGGAAAGGAUGCCCCUCAUCAGCUUCCCCUGGGUACUCCAACCAAUUCUAGGUAUGAUUGCAACUCAGCAUUUCCACACAUCCGGUUCUGAGGGAUUAUCGGGGCUUAUUCAGGCAGAGAUCCCGCGUGGCUCUAAGCAAAAGAAAAAUGUGGCAAAUGUGUGUGCUCUAGGCGUCGAAACUGCAAAAAGAGUGAAAAACGCUGCCAACGUUUUGCUACUAUUUGAGGAUUCCAAAUUUGAUCCUUUUGCCUCUAUUGCCGAGGCAUUUGACACGCCACAAAUCUCUCCCGAACAAAAGGAGAAUCAAACCUACUCAGCCCCGACAGAGGGCGGCAGGAAAUAUGGUGACCUGGGUUUGUUGGUUGAUCUCACCGAUGAUAUCUACUUGUCAUCUACACCGAAAGAGAGCCUAACCGUACCGGAGUUGGAGCCAACCACGCUACGCAGAACUUCUGUAUAUAGUCCCAUUGAUUUAGAUCGGUUAGGCCUCGAAUCGGUUUUGCAGAACCGCAUGGCCCCUGCUUCUUUGGGGGCUAUUCAAAACAAAACCCAGAGCCUGAAGCUAGAUGCAAGGAUGAAAGAAAACGAUCCAAGAAGCAUGCAAUCCAGUGAUCCACUCAUGACGGCUGGAACCCAGGAAAUCGAGGAAGUAGAGGAAGAAGAGGAAGAGAUUGUCGAGUUUGAAUCGGGCCCCGGGCCCGCGGCCCACCGCAUUGGAUGA
This is a messenger RNA of Paracoccidioides brasiliensis Pb18, 4068 nucleotides long. RefSeq lists its product as uncharacterized. The record is from RefSeq and is a predicted model, not a curated record. Gene Ontology annotation, cellular component: nuclear RNA-directed RNA polymerase complex. The transcript is spliced from 8 exons. Bases 1 to 4068 code for a protein of 1355 amino acids. Gene Ontology annotation, biological process: siRNA processing. Gene Ontology annotation, molecular function: RNA-directed RNA polymerase activity.